Aspergillus mulundensis is the source of this 1341-nucleotide messenger RNA. Its product is annotated as beclin 1. The transcript has a single exon. The record is from RefSeq and is a predicted model, not a curated record. Gene Ontology annotation, cellular component: phagophore assembly site; phosphatidylinositol 3-kinase complex, class III, type II; phosphatidylinositol 3-kinase complex, class III, type I. The coding region runs from base 1 to 1341 and encodes 446 amino acids. Lineage: Eukaryota; Fungi; Ascomycota; Eurotiomycetes; Eurotiales; Aspergillaceae. Gene Ontology annotation, biological process: autophagosome assembly; autophagy; late endosome to vacuole transport.
AUGUCCUUUGUUAUGCUCACAGAGUCCCAACUCGGCCCACCGCAUGCCACCCCUGGAGUAAAUGGCGAUGGCGCGUCGUCGAGGAGCAAACGUGCAUCCGGCGUACAAAGCGAUGAUCCGGGCGCGGAUAAUGGGUCAUUUGCUGACCAGGUCGAGCGGACGAGUCGAUUGUUUGAUAUUAUCUCGGCUCGCUCUGACAUUGAUCAUCCGAUAUGUACGGAAUGCACGGAUAUGCUGGUGGAAGGGCUACAACAGCGGCUUGUGGAAGCGACGAAAGAGCGCGACGCAUACAUCACAUUUCUACGGAACCUAAACUCGUCGGUCCCGACGCAGGAGGAGCUAGAAGCCGCUGAAAAGUCCCUCAAAGAGACGCUGGAGGCCGAGGAGGCGGCAUAUGCGGAGCUGGUCGCGUUGGAAAAGGAGAAAGUUGACCUGGAUGAGGAGAUUGCGCAGCUAGAAGAGGAGUCUCGCCAACUAGAUUACGAAGAGGAGAAGUUCUGGCGCGAUCGGAAUGCGUUCUCGUUGGUGCUUGCCGAUUUCCAGAACGAGCGGGAUGCGUUGAAUAUGAAAUUCAACCACGACUCUCGCCAACUGGAACGGUUACAGCGAACCAACGUUUACAACGAUGCCUUCUGUAUCGGUCACGACGGCUAUUUUGGAACAAUCAACAGCCUCCGUCUCGGCCGGCUGGCUAAUCCCUCGGUCGAAUGGCCUGAAAUCAACGCUGCCUGGGGCCAGACGGCGCUGCUGCUGGCUAUCAUAGCCGAGAAACUAAACUUUCAGUUUCACGGGUACCGUAUACGGCCGAUGGGAUCGAUGUCCAAAAUCGACAAGAUCGAGUAUCCGCGACCGUCACCGGCGCAAUCGACCGUCGACGGGGCCAAUAACGCCAACCUAUCAGCGGCCCCCAAAAUCACCAGCCUGGACCUAUUCUCUUCAGGAGACCUGCCGCUUCAUAUUCCAUGGCUUCACCGCCGAUUCGAUGCAGGAAUGGUGGCCUUUCUAGACUGUGUACGCCAACUAGGAGAACUUGUGGAGAAAGCACCCGUACGCCCAACCCGCCGAGACCAGCCUCGAGACCAGCCUGGAGCCGUCGUACCCGGGAUGAAACUGCCAUACGCUAUCAAACGAGACAAGAUUGGCGACGCCAGUAUCAAGUUAGGCUUCAAUCAGAACGACGAGACCUGGACGCGUGCUUGCAAGUAUACCUUGACGUGUUGCAAAUUCCUGCUGGCCCAUGCUAGCAACGUUGCUGGCGCACGCUCGACCAACUCAGCCGCCAUGGCAGCUGCAGCCGUUGCCGAGCAAGCGAGACUUGCCACCAGUCCUUCCAAGAAAUAG